AUGGCUCGACUCGUCAAGGACGAAUACAUCGAGGAAGUUGUUGAUCGCCCGACGCCACCACAGCCGCUUAGAGAUAUUACAAGCUUCAGUGACAUUCUCCUAAGCGAUGUCAACGUCUCCAAGGCUGUAAUCAACGCCUUGAAACAGUUCAUGGACAUGGAGACUAUCAUGAAUAUGCAGCCCAAUGACCUCUAUCGGCUCGCUGGCCUUGAUUGUGACGUCAAUCACGGCGAUACAAGAGCGAUUGAGAGGAUCCGCGCCAUUGAUUCUGCAAUCGACGCUGAGUUGGAUAAGCCAGCGUGA
Exophiala bonariae is the source of this 303-nucleotide messenger RNA. RefSeq lists its product as uncharacterized. The transcript has 2 exons. The coding region runs from base 1 to 303 and encodes 100 amino acids. The record is from RefSeq and is a predicted model, not a curated record. NCBI's taxonomy places the organism in Eukaryota, Fungi, Ascomycota, Eurotiomycetes, Chaetothyriales, Herpotrichiellaceae.